AUGAGACAGAGACUUGUAUUGUUCUCAUUCUCUGUAUCUUAAGAAAAUUCUAAAGAUCGACGAUACGAUGUCGGAGCUAAAAGUGUUAUCGGCGUUAGAUGCGGCUAAGAUACAAUGGUACCAUUUCAAGGCAAUCAUAGUGGCCGGGAUGGGACUUUUCACGGACGCUUACGAUCUCUUCUGUAUAGCUCCGAUCAUGAAAAUGAUAAGUCAAAUCUAUUACCACAAAGACUCAAUCGGAACAGCUCUUCUCUCAACUUCUUACGCUAUUGCUCUUCUCGGCACAGCAUUAGGUCAAAUCAUCUUCGGUUACUUAGGUGACCGAGUCGGACGUCGUAAAGUCUACGGUCUUUGUCUCUUAAUCAUGGUCUUUAGCUCCUUUGGUUGUGGCUUCUCUGUUUGCACGACUCGACGUUCUUGCGUUAUGGUCAGUCUUGGAUUCUUUAGAUUCGUUCUUGGACUCGGGAUCGGUGGAGACUAUCCUCUCUCCGCCACGAUUAUGUCCGAGUUCGCUAAUAAAAAAACGCGUGGAGCCUUCAUUGCCGCUGUGUUCUCGAUGCAAGGGUUAGGGAUCUUGAUGAGCUCUGCCGUCACCAUGGUUGUGUGUGUGGUGUUCAAGAACGCCGGAGGGGGGAGUUUGGAAAAUACUAACGCGGCGGGGGCAGAGACUGUGGCUCCGCCGGAAUCGGAUAUAGCGUGGAGGUUGAUUCUUAUGAUCGGAGCUAUUCCUGCCGCGUUAACGUUUUACUGGCGAAUGCUCAUGCCUGAAACCGCCAGAUACACAGCAUUGGUGGAGAACAAUGUAGUCCAAGCAGCAAAAGACAUGCAACAAGUCAUGUCGGUAUCCAUGACAACAGACCAAAUCGACGAAGUAGAAGAUACAUCAUCGGAGCUACCACAAUCGCCACGGUCUUCCUACAAACUCUUCUCACGCCGUUUCUUCAGCCUACACGGACGUGACCUCUUCGCAGCCUCAGCCAAUUGGUUCCUAGUUGACGUCGUCUUCUACACAAGCAAUCUCCUCCUCUCUCAGAUCUUCAAUUUCUCCGACAAAUCUCUCAGCUCCACAAGCGUCUACGAUUCCGCCUUCGAAGUAGCUAAGGUCGCAGCCGUUGUAGCCGCUUGCUCCACCAUCCCCGGUUACUGGUUCACCGUCUAUUUCAUCGAUAGAAUCGGUCGAGUCAAGAUCCAGAUGAUGGGGUUCUUCCUCAUGGCCGUUGUUUACUUAGUCGCUGGGAUCCCGUACAGUUGGUAUUGGUCUAAACACGAGAAGACUAACAAAGGCUUUAUGGUCCUCUACGGAUUGAUCUUCUUCUUUAGCAACUUUGGUCCUAACACAACAACGUUUAUUAUCCCUGCGGAGCUUUUUCCGGCGAGGUUUAGGUCCACGUGCCACGGGAUAUCUGGAGCUGCAGGGAAGUUUGGGGCAAUUGUUGGCACUGUAGGUUUCUUGUGGGCCACGAAACACCCCGAGAAUGACUUUUUCCCAGACGUGAAACGCGUCAGAAUCGCGUUUUUGAUCCUUGGGGGAGUUUGUAUCGCGGGAAUGGUCGUGACGUACUUCUUCACUCGUGAAACUAUGGGAAGAUCGUUAGAAGAGAACGAAGACGAGAUCGGUACGUCUUCUGCGAAUGUAUUAUUUCCAAGACAGUACUGAUUUUGAGAUCAUAAUACAAUUAAAACCGUCUUGUGAAUCUUUAAUUCCUUUUUAACUCUCUUGAUUUUCCUUGAUUUUUGAUGUUUUGAUACUCAAGCUUCCUUUUGUUU
Messenger RNA from Capsella rubella, 1767 nucleotides. Its product is annotated as probable inorganic phosphate transporter 1-9. The transcript has 2 exons. Lineage: Eukaryota; Viridiplantae; Streptophyta; Magnoliopsida; Brassicales; Brassicaceae. Gene Ontology annotation, biological process: transmembrane transport. Gene Ontology annotation, cellular component: membrane. Bases 68 to 1657 code for a protein of 529 amino acids. The record is from RefSeq and is a predicted model, not a curated record. Gene Ontology annotation, molecular function: transmembrane transporter activity.